This is a messenger RNA of Cicer arietinum (chickpea), 1946 nucleotides long. Lineage: Eukaryota; Viridiplantae; Streptophyta; Magnoliopsida; Fabales; Fabaceae. The record is from RefSeq and is a predicted model, not a curated record.
AAAAAUUAAUUUAGAUCGCUUCUUGUUCUCUCUCUCUCACUCGAAACGCAGCCGUUGCAAUCCCUUAACCCCUUAAUCCCUUAAACCCCCAACACCGAAAAGAGCUUCUUCCAUGGCUGCUGCUGCAUAGAAAAAUAUCCCAAAAAGAAAAAAAACAACAAUGAAAGCCUUGAGAUUCCUAAGAACCACACUCAAUUCCUGUUCUCAUCACAAAACCAACAACUCCAUAUUCCGCGCUUUCUUCUCAGCCGAACCACUCCCCCCUGAAUCCGAUUCUAAUCCCACAGACUCAGUCUUCGACAGUUCCCACUACGAACUCGCCUUUCCCCAAGAGCCCAAGCCCAAGCCCAAGCCUACUUGGGAUGAGAAAUACAGGAACAAGGCCGAACAAUUGGUGUUUGGCGACGAAUCAGGCCCUAAGGGAAAACUUAAAUUGAAGGAGGAAGAGGAUGAGAGAAAAAGAAGGGCUCUUGCUAAGGCUUUACUGGAAGCUGCACUUGAUGAGAGAGAGGAGGAGGAAGAAGAAGAAGAAGGAGGAGGAGGAGAGAAUGUUGGUGUUGUGAAGGAAGAGGAUCAGAAGUCUUUGUCGGUUGGGAUUAUUGGUGCUCCUAAUGCUGGCAAAUCUGCACUCACUAAUUUUAUGGUUGGAACAAAGGUGGCGGCUGUUUCACGUAAGACAAACACCACAACUCAUGAAGUUGUGGGAGUGUUGACAAAAGGAGACACCCAAAUUUGUUUUUUUGAUACACCAGGGCUCAUGCUAAAUUGUGGUGGAUUCCCUUACAAGGAUGUCAAGGCUCGUGUUGAAAGUGCUUGGAGUUCAGUAAAUCUCUAUGAAGUGCUCAUAGUCAUUUUUGAUGUUCAGAGACAUCUUACCAGGCCUGAUUCAAGAGUUGUAAAACUAAUAAAGCGUAUGGGAGAACGAUCCAUUCCAAAUCAAAAGCGAGUUUUGUGUAUGAAUAAGAUUGAUUUAGUAGAGAAAAAGAAAGACUUAUUGAAGGUUGCUGAAGAAUUCAAAGAUCUCCCUGGAUUUGAAAGGCAUUUCAUGAUAUCAGGACUGAAGGGGGCUGGAGUAAAAGACUUGACUCAGUUCUUGAUGGAGCAGGCAGUAGAACGACCCUGGGAAGAAGAUCCAUUUACCAUGACCGAGGAAGUUAUGAAAAUGAUUUCGUUAGAAGUUGUGCGUGAAAGGUUGUUGGACCAUGUACAUCAGGAAAUUCCUUACGAUAUUGAACAUAGGUUGAUUGACUGGAAAGAGUUGCGAGACGGUUCUAUUAGGAUUGAGCAACACUUUGUCACUAACAAAUUAAGUCAACGCAAGAUUCUUGUGGGGAAGAAUGGCUCAAAAAUUGGGAGAAUAGGAAUUGAAGCUAAUGAAGAGCUAAGGACCAUUUUCAAAAAGCAGGUCCAUCUAAUUCUUCAGGUUAGGCUUAAAUAAUCAACGAGGAAAAUAUAUUUGGUAUUCAGAAUAUACCUUCUUUGCCACACCAUGUUAUGCAGCAUGUAAAAUGUCAAAAGUGUGUGUGGAUUACUCUGGACCUUCAAAGUCCUUGAAGAUUACAAACCCUGCUUGAGAUCAAGGUGAUCAUAGACAAAAUCAUUUCUGUGGAGAAACAGGUUGAGUUCUAGGACUCAAAUUUACUAUUUUAUUACCAAAGUUUAAGGUCUCAAUCUUUAAGUUUAUGGUUGUGUAUGAAAAUUGAAGGGAAAUUUAUGUAUUUUUUGUUUAUUCUUCAAAGUUAUUUUGAUUUAUAGAUGUUUUUAUACAAAACAUAACUAGGGCAUUUGGUUGUAUCAUGAUUAAUGUUACUUUGGGUACUCUAAAAUUGCCCCUUUUCAUCAACCCCUCCCCUGCUCCACACUUAGGAGUGAGAUAAGAGUUUUGUUUUUGUACGAUGUUGUUUUCUGUAAAGCAAUUUUGAUGAUAAAAAUUUAUUAUAUAUCUA